UUAUAAAUGACGCAAUUCAAAAUUGACAAGUGACAUUUUAAUAUUUUAUACUAUUAUGGAAUUCUUCGGACUCACCAGUUAUGGGUUCAGUAGCCCUAUUAAAGAUAUGCUUAGAGAGGACUACAGAGAACCGGAAAAGCCGGAUUCAAGUAAUUUGGAAGCAAACAGCAAGGACAAGCGAUCAUUUUCUGAAAAGAUUAAAGAAGUAGACUGUUAUUUGGGACCUGCCGAUGGGUAUGCGUACGGAUCCAAUGAUAGAUUGAUGAAAAUGAGAAAAAAGUAUAUAUUUAAACCUGUAGGUCCUUGUGAUAUAUACAGAUACCCAGGAGUAAACUCUAUGAAUCACGGAUGGUGGCAAUACGAUCAAGAUUUAGCUAAGUUGUCCAAAGAGGAUAAUUGGUUCGAACCUAGAAUUAGACAUUCCAUUACAACAUCGGAAAUGAGCAGGUUUACAAAUCAUUGCUUCUCAAUUGAUAAAUAUUUCCGAAUGUAGGAAAGCCAUUCUACUACACCAAUAAAACAAGAUUUUAUUUUACAUUUGCAACAUAAAUAAACGACAUUUUUAAUUUCGAUAUGUGUUGCAGUUUACGUCAUUUUUCUAGCAAUUUUAUUCUAUUUCUAUCUUUUUUUUAUUUUUUUGGUCCAGUGUAUUACAGGUUCCGAUUAAUCUUCAGUUAGUCAAGUUACUUCCUCUAGAAGAUGCGAGACCUUGUCGUUGGUGUGGAAGCUCCUAUAGUCAGGUGUUAGGGGGAAUGAAAAUUAAAAAGGUUGGCUAUAUUUCUUUGUUUACCAAUUUUGAAUCGUUGGAUGACUCUCAUUUUAUGAAAACAUUUUAAAUAUAAAUUCAUCUGAAG
Molecule: messenger RNA, 854 nt
Organism: Sitophilus oryzae (rice weevil)
Lineage: Eukaryota; Metazoa; Arthropoda; Insecta; Coleoptera; Curculionidae
Exons: 5
Coding region: 56-493 (145 amino acids)
Source: RefSeq, a predicted model, not a curated record